This is a messenger RNA of Culex quinquefasciatus (southern house mosquito), 908 nucleotides long. RefSeq lists its product as uncharacterized. The transcript has 2 exons. The record is from RefSeq and is a predicted model, not a curated record. Bases 92 to 649 code for a protein of 185 amino acids. Lineage: Eukaryota; Metazoa; Arthropoda; Insecta; Diptera; Culicidae.
CCGAAAGAGGAAGCUGCAGUCGAAGCUGAGCAACAACAACCAGACGUAAACGAGCAGGAACAACCGGAAGGGGACCCAGAAGAAGCCAACAAUGAAGCUGAAGAAGGCGAACAGCAACCAGAACAAGAAGAGGAUCAUCCAGAUGAGGCAGAGGGUCCGGACCCACAGCAACCAGACGUGGACGAGUCUGAACAACCGGAGGAAGAGCCCGAAAACCCCGAUCAUGAAGCAGAAGAAGGCGAUCAUCAGCCAGAGCAGGAAGAAGAAGAUCAUCCACAUGAAGGAGAGGAUCCGGACCAUUCUCAAGAAGGCGAACAUGAGGAACCAGAUCACGAGAGUCAACCAGACCAUGGCAACGAUGAGCAGAAACCUCCUCAGCCCGACGAAGAUCAUGAGGAUCAACCAAAUCACGGAAACGACCAUGAACAACCCGGAAACGACCAUGAACAUCAGUCUUCGCAGGAGGACCCCGAAGAACACGGCAAAGGAACGCAACCACCACCACAGGGUGGCCAGGAAGGACAACGACCCCCUCACGGGCAUGGUCAGAAGCCACCGCAGGGUGGCCAAGGACAGCAGGAUCCUCCCCAAGGUUCAAAUCAACCCCAGGAUCAGCCAGCCCGUGAUGGUCCGCACAUUGCAAAUGUGAACAUGGUCAUAAUCGUGUGAUGAGCAAAUUCCUGAAUUCGUGCUUUCCAUUUCAUUAGGGCACAAAACUUUUGUAAACAAGAGUGUAUCCCUCUCACACCUUAUGCAAACUGUCAUUUGAGUGAAAGGGAUUCGCUAUUGUUAACAAUAGUUGUGUGCCCUUUUGAAAUGUAAGGCUCCAACUUGUCUUCGAUCAACGAUGUCUCUGAAAUACAAAUUUCAGAAUGAAAAUAAAAUAAAUAUUUAUUUGAAAAAAAAAA